AUGAGCAUGGUUGAUGAUAGGGAUGAUGACAGUAUUCUCCUCCCGCCUGAAAUGCCACCACCAGCCAUGGAGCAACGACCUACCACCACUUUUCGUAGCCCCAAGGAAGCACUCAACGAUCUUGUCCAUAAGGUGGAUACAACCGAUUUGCGACAUGCUAUGAAAAACGAGAUCAAACGUCUCAUGAACGACCAUGAUCGGCUUGUGUGUAUGCUGCAACAGCGUUCCGAGUUGCUUGAAAAUGAGAAUGGUCAACUUAAAAUGGCGUCACUCGAAAGUCAAAGACGCUAUGAAAAGGCUGUGCGUGAAAUGCAGUUUUUUCGUCGAAAAUGUGAAAUGCAAAAACGACCUCGUAGUUUGUCGAUUGAAUCCGGAUCAUCCUCAGAGGCAGCUGCUGCUAAUAAUAAGAACAAAUUUCCAUUGACACCCACCAGCCCACAAAAUUCGACCUCAAUACUAGAUAAGAAUUCACGCUCUUCAUCUCAAUCAACAAGCACUUCGGCUGAACAUCAAAGAAUGUUUGCCGAACAACAAGAACAACAUCCUCCACCUCCACCUCCACCCCCUCCUCAAACACCACCACCUGCUAUUCCCCACCAACUUAAUACAAGUACAACCACUACAACACUUGCCAGCACAACAUCAUCAGCACACACAGUGAGCAGUAAUAACACCAAUACUAGUACUGGUACUAGUAACAGCAGCAAUAGUAAUAAUAGCAAAUCAAACACCACUCCUAUUGCAGUACCACCACCAUCACGAUCUACGACUACUACAGCUUCAACAACAGCAACAACAACAACUUCAUCUUUAAUUCAACAACGUCGUGUGGAUCCUUUAAUUUUUGGUGGCUCAGAUGCAUUAUGGGAGACCAUUGCCAAAAGUAAAGGUAGUGAUGUCACUGUGGAGAAGAUCAUUGGUAACUUUUUACGUCGUGGGGGAUCGCCCAAUACUGCCAAGCAAUCACCGACAGCGCAUGCUGUCAUGUACGGAUACGGCAUGAUCCAUGCGCUUAUUGUCACCAAAGCCCCUGGAUCGCUGGAUCUGCUAUUAGAGCAAGGAGCAAAUCCCAACGUCAUGACCCUAAGCCAAAUUGAAGAUGACAAGGUCACGCCGUGUUAUUUGGCCGCUAGUGUGGGCUGGCUCCCAGGCUUACAAAAAUUGGUACAAGCUGGUGGUGACUUGAUGGCUGCAAGAGGUGCUGGUAUCAAGAAUAAAACAGCAUUACAUGUCGCUGCAGAGCAUUGUCAUGCUGCUGUUGUGGAGUACAUUGUCAAUGAAACGGAAGGUGCUCUUAACCUAGAAGAGGAUAGCAAUGGUGCAACCGUGCUUCACUAUGCGUGUGCAUCAGGUCACACUGAUCUCGUCUCCUUUUUGGCACGCUCCUGCCAAAUCCCAGUCAACCAGCCAGAUCAUCGAGGUGAAUUGCCAUUGCAUUGGGCUGCAAGGCAUGGUCGUCUUGAAGUUGUCACCUUAUUGAUUGAACGUUGUGGAUGCGAUAUGAACAUUUACGUUCCUCGUAAAGUGGGCACACCCAUGGAUUUGGCAAAGAACAAUAAUCAUCGUCGUCUCAUGGAUUAUCUAAAAGGCUUGGGUGCAUUGACAGCAAAGAAACUCGAAAAGCGUCGUGAGGAUGAAGCUGGUGAUAACGGUAAACCUGAAGUUCUUGAAAACCGAUUGGAGAAAAACGGGUUCUUUUUCAAUGAUGACGAGUAA
Molecule: messenger RNA, 1716 nt
Organism: Lichtheimia ornata
Lineage: Eukaryota; Fungi; Mucoromycota; Mucoromycetes; Mucorales; Lichtheimiaceae
Exons: 3
Coding region: 1-1716 (571 amino acids)
Molecular function (GO): protein binding
Source: RefSeq, a predicted model, not a curated record